This is a messenger RNA of Pimephales promelas (fathead minnow), 3005 nucleotides long. RefSeq names its product DnaJ heat shock protein family (Hsp40) member B2 (gene dnajb2). The record is from RefSeq and is a predicted model, not a curated record. Lineage: Eukaryota; Metazoa; Chordata; Actinopteri; Cypriniformes; Leuciscidae. Gene Ontology annotation, molecular function: Hsp70 protein binding.
CAGCUGAUCGUGACGCACCGCAUUCGCACUUUGGCAGCAAGAGGGCGAAGUACAUAUAUAGAAGUUGGGUAUUGGUUACACGCUGAAGUAAUGAAGCGCGGUGUGCCAACGGUAAAUGGGUGAUUCUAACGGAAUUCCGUACUCAGGCGUACGUCAAAACAAGCGUCAGUUCCUGUGAUCGGCGUCUUGGGAGUCGGAACGGACUGUCGCUCCCGUGGCUUCACCAGAAAUAGCUCAGUCCGGUUUAUUGAAGCGCGGCUUCUUCUGGCUGGACAUACUUCUAAAAAAGGUGCUCUACACCGGAGGCCGCAAUGGUGGAUUACUAUGAUGUUCUGGGAGUGUCACGAAAUUCUUCUCAAGAUGACAUCAAGAAAGCUUACAGGAAACAGGCUCUGCGGUGGCAUCCUGACAAAAAUCCAGACAACAAGGAAGAGGCAGAGAAAAAAUUCAAGGAGAUAGCAGAAGCCUAUGAAGUUCUUUCAGACAAAAGCAAACGAGAUGCAUACGACAGAUACGGUAGAUCGGACAUGUCAAGCUCAGGCUCUGGUGGCUCUUCAUUUCCUGAUGACUUCCCGGGAUUCUCCUUCACAUUCCGCAGCCCAGACGAGGUGUUUCGAGAGUUCUUCGGAGGGCAGGACCCAUUCGCUGACUUUUUUGAUGAUUUCCCGUUUGGUGGAAUGCACAGUGGGUUUCACAGCUCCUCCUCCAGGCUUGGGCCCAGUCGCUUCUUCUCCUUCCCCUCAGCAAAUGCUGACUUUACCACCUUCUCCUCUUCAAUGGGUGGGAUGGGCAGCAUGGGAGGGGCAAGCUUCAAGUCUGUUUCUACUUCCACCCGUAUUGUCAAUGGAAAACGUGUCUCCACAAAAAAGGUCAGAGAAAAUGGCCAGGAGAGAACAGAGGUUGAGGAGGAUGGGGUUCUGAAAACUGUCCUCAUCAAUGGUGUGGAGGAUGAGAUGGCUUUAGCUCUGGAACUGAGUCGUAGAGAGCAGUCCAGUCAGCCUCCCAGACAAUCCCAACAGCCACUGCUCCACCCCCCCAACCACAGCUCCACAAACCCCGCCUUACGAUCCUUCAGCGCCGCCCCGUUCUACCACUGCCCCGAUGCCAGUGAAGACGAGGACGAAGACCUCCAGAUGGCGCUGGCCUACAGCUUGUCGGAGAUGGAGGCCCAGCAGCGGGGAGAGGACGUGAUCUCAGGUGCUGGGGGAGGGAGGGGGAGGGAACCAGGUGAUGGGAAUUGGAAGGGAGCCGUUCAAAAAAACAAAUACAAGAGAGAAGUGACGGAUGACUCAGACCAAAGCACCCCCUCAUCUCCAGAAGACAGACUAACAGAACAGGGUCUAGAUACGGGUUCAGAAAGUUUGCAUCCAGAGAGUGUUAGAGAGGAUAAAGUGAAUGAUAAAAUGCCGGCCAAUGGGAAUAAUGUGGUAAAGAAGAAAAGGAAGUGUCAGUGUGUGGUCUGUUAGUAAGACUGUGGAGAAUUAUCAUGCUUGUGUGUGAAAUCAGCAGUGUUAACAUUAUGUUCUCUCUAUGGUUGUUGUUGUUGUUUUAAAUCCUUCUCAAGCUACUGCUUUAACAGUUUUGUCUCUUGUGGCAGGGCUGAUGGCAUUGCACAAAAAUGACAGUGUUGAAUUUGUAUUUUCUUGCCUUAAGGAAUGAAUAACAAGUGCCAAAAUGUGUUUAUACUACACAAAGACAGGACACUUUACAGUAGGAAGUUUGAAGGUACUGUAUGGGAUAUUUUAGAAUGUCAGUAAACACAGAAAUAGGUGUCUAGGGAUAUUAUUUGCUAGCCUUGACUGUGUUAACAGUAAAAAUAGUCAAGUUGCUUUCUUAGUCAGAAACACACUCUCCCUGUGAAUCCUUUGGAUUGCUGGCAUCAGGUGGACUGACAUGUCUUUGAAGGGUGCAUUUUUGGGAUAUUGGAAAGCUAGCAUAUGGUUAGCAUAACGGCUAACCUGCAUAAUCCAAUAUUCAACAUGACUUUUUAGUGUAUUUUGAGUAUUGCAGAGAAUUUUAAUAGAUAUAUCUUGCUGAUUAGUUGGCAGCCCAUUCCCAAUGAACGCUCCAUUUAUUCUUCCAGCAGUGGAGUGCUCUACUUCAUCAGUGUUUGCUAUUGUUCCUUCUAGAAAGGAGAUUCUCUGACUCUAGUCGGGGUGCUUUGUGAUUUUUACGAUGCAUUUGUCAUUCCUUCAGAGGUACCUGUUGAAUGCGAAAGGGACUUUUUUUGUAGUUGGGAAAUUUUGCACAAAAACUGAAAGAUAAUCUUCUUUCGAGGGCUAAUUUUUAGUGAUUAGCACUCCUAUUGCCAAUGCGUUACAGACAGACAUGUAAGGGAAUGUGGAUCCAAAAUGAUAUCAUUUUAUAAGAUUGUGCCAAAUAACUGACUGACAAUGUCUCAAUAGUUUUGUACACAUCAGAAUUAUUCAGUAUUGAUAUUUUGUUUGUGCCUUUUAUUUUGCUAGGAUCAAAUGAUACUGUUGCCAUUGCUAUAUUUCACAUGGCUGUUUGUGUACUAGUUAGCCAGAGCACAUUAUACGUUUUUUCUUGUUUUGUUUUUUUUACUUGCUUGUGCAGUUUGUUUCAUAACUUUAAGCUUUGUGAUAUAAAAUGAACAAAACAUCAAUAAAUCAAACACUAAAAUAAAGCACAAAAUGUGAUGCUAUGUGAAUAUUAAUGAACAUAUUUUUGUCUACAAAGUCAUUCACACAAUAACUACUUUUCACAAUGCGUGACAACAUUGUUAUCUCAGAACAGAAGUAUCCUAAUUCAUAUUCAGCACUGUCAUUGUUUACAUGAUGUUGUUGGUAAUAUGAAGAACAAUAAACUGUAUUAAACCAGCUCUGCUCAUAAGAAUUCAUUUUUACAUAUUCAGCAUAAAAAGUAGUUUUGAUGGACUGCUCAUUUUUAGCCAUACCUUUUCUCCGGUUCACCUGAUAUAAAUGGACAUGAAAGGCCGUACAUUUCUAUAUUAGGUUGAAUACAUUUUAUUUAUCUUAGUUAUA